AUAAUAGGUUCUCUCGAGCCUUCGCCGCCAAGAGCCCGAUACCCGCCGUCCUCCCUGCUCCUGCUGCCGCGUGCCCCUCUCCGGCCACCCGCCGCCGGCGCAGUGUCCAUGAACUAGCACCUCUUUCUUCGCCCGGUACCCAUUCAGUUCGUCCGCCUCCUUCUCUUCGAGUUUGGGUGCCCAUGGAGACCAGCAGUGCGCCCGCCGCCGCCACCGAGGCCGGCUGGUACGUGCUUGGACCGAACCAGGAGGGCGUCGGACCCUACGCGCUUGCUGAGCUUCGAGGUGGCUGUUUCCUUCACUCUCCUAGCAAUUCAACGCGUUUCAAGUUCUGAGUUUUCUCUCCGAGGUCGGCCUUAGGGUUCGGUCUGUUCUGAAAAUCAAGCAUCCUGCCGAUUUUAUUCUGGUUUUCUCUGAAGUUUAAUUGCCGGCUAGGUUAUCUCGCCGAGAAGAACAUUUCGCAAACGGUUAUUUCAAUGAGAGCACAAUGCUCUGGGCAGAAGGGAGGAAGGAAUGGAUGCCACUCUCGUCCAUCUCUGAGCUACACUCCGCAGUCGCAGCGAAGGAUCAAUCUGAACAAGAUGCUCCAGAUGUUGAUGAUGAUUUUGAGAAAUUUCAGAAGGAGGUUAUCGAAGCCGAGACAGAGGUGAAGGCCUUGAAAGGCAAUGAUGUGGACCAGCAAGAUGAUGAGCGGCCAGCAACCCCCCCUGAUGGAGAGGAAGAAUUUACUGAUGAUGAUGGCACCAUUUACAAAUGGGACCGUACUUUGAGGGCAUGGGUUCCUCAAAAUGAUGCAUCUGGUAGCAAGGAAGAUUACGCUGUUGAAGAGAUGACUUUUGCAGUUGAGGAGGAAAUAUUUCAGGCACCCGAUAUCCUGGGUCCUGCAUUAGAAGAAAUCAACAAUCUACCUGAAAGCAAAAAUAAAGGAUCAGAUAAAGCAGAAAUGAGAGGAGACAAAAAGCGGAAAUCUUAUGAGAAUCCAGCUGAGAAAAAGGAAGCUAACAAACCUCCGGACAGUUGGUUUGAUCUCAAAGUAAACACACAUGUCUAUGUAACUGGUUUGCCUGAUGAUGUCACAGUGGAGGAGAUUGUGGAGGUAUUUUCCAAGUGCGGAAUAAUAAAGGAGGACCCAGAGACUAAAAAGCCACGAGUGAAGAUUUAUACUGAUAGAGAAACCGGCAGGAAGAAGGGUGAUGCCUUGGUGACAUAUUUCAAGGAGCCUUCUGUAGCUUUAGCGGUUCAAUUGUUGGAUGGGACACCAUUCCGUCCUGGUGGUAAGACUCAUAUGUCUGUAAGUCCAGCCAAAUUUGAGCAGAAAGGUGAUGUUUUCGUUUCAAAGAAAACUGACAAGCAAAAGAAGAGGAAGAUAAAGAAGGUUGAGGACAAAAUGCUUGGAUGGGGUGGGCAUGACGAUAAGAAGCUGAUGAUUCCUGCUACAGUAAUUUUAAGGCACAUGUUCACUCCUGCUGAGCUGAGAGCUGAUGAAGAGCUUCUUCCUGAGCUUGAGGCUGAUGUUAGAGAGGAAUGCAUCAAGUUUGGUCCGGUGGAUAAUGUCAAGGUUUGUGAAAAUCAUCCACAAGGUGUCAUAUUGGUGAGAUUCAAAGACAGGAAAGAUGGUGCCAAAUGCAUAGAGAAGAUGAACGGCAGAUGGUUUGCUGGACGGCAAAUCCAUGCGAGCGAAGACGAUGGCUCUGUUAACCAUGCUCUUAUCCGUGAUUACGACGCGGAGGUGUCAAGGCUGGAUCGAUUUGGACAAGAGCUAGAAGAGUCCACAUAGAGUGUAUAUAUACACACACACACCAGGGAUUAGAGUAGGUGUGUUACCUCAUUCAUAGGUAGGUUCGCCUGAUUGAACAUGAGAAAGAAGUUAUUGGAUACACCUGCUAAUAAGAGUAGUGACCGGCUUGCAGAGCUGGUGAUAUCAUCACUAGCGAAGUAGCAGCACACUGCUUUCUCAAAUGUGUUGUUUAAUGAAUGAGAAGCUCAUAUCGAUACUAUUAACCUCGGCUCCCUAUGAAAGUACAGUGGGCAUUUCUAUCUGAAAUGUGGGAAUUUUUAUAUGCAUUACUGGCUUGUU
Messenger RNA from Zea mays, 2077 nucleotides. Its product is annotated as RNA binding (RRM/RBD/RNP motifs) family protein. Lineage: Eukaryota; Viridiplantae; Streptophyta; Magnoliopsida; Poales; Poaceae. Gene Ontology annotation, molecular function: RNA binding. The coding region runs from base 488 to 1777 and encodes 429 amino acids. The transcript has 13 exons. Gene Ontology annotation, cellular component: U2 snRNP; U2-type spliceosomal complex. Gene Ontology annotation, biological process: mRNA splicing, via spliceosome. The record is from RefSeq and is a predicted model, not a curated record.